Aspergillus udagawae is the source of this 4122-nucleotide messenger RNA. RefSeq lists its product as uncharacterized. Gene Ontology annotation, cellular component: membrane. The record is from RefSeq and is a predicted model, not a curated record. Lineage: Eukaryota; Fungi; Ascomycota; Eurotiomycetes; Eurotiales; Aspergillaceae. The coding region runs from base 1 to 4122 and encodes 1373 amino acids. The transcript is spliced from 4 exons.
AUGGCUACAGCAGCCUAUCGAAGACCUAUCGAUAGAGACUCCAUGUCAUCUCAACAGAUGCCUCCCAACGAAGCUCGGCAUCAAGAUGAUAAUAUCAGAACUGCCCAUAUGGACUAUUUGCACAAUGACAAGCACAUGCUAAGAAAUCCAGAGGGGGCCCAUGGCCAGUCGCAUCCUUACCGUAGCAAUUCUGCUGCAACUCGGAGAAGACAGGUUUCCAGUUCAUUCUCUGCAAGAGCUCAUAACCUCCCAGAGGGUAACAUAAUCCCACCGGAAGAUUAUCUUACAUCCACCUCUCCUUCCAUCAAAGGAAAUGGAGCGUCUACGAGACGUCCAACCGACCCAGAAGAUGCUGCCUCGGGACCAGCGAGGCAAAUGGAGGACGUCGAAGCGACAUCGCCGGUAGACUCUGUCAACCAAAUGUCGCCGCUGAGCCGAUCUAGCACGUUACGGUCUUCAACAAGUAAGCAGCAUGACUGGGCCCCAGAUAGAUCCCCUCUUCAGAAGCUCGAAGUCACAUUGAAUGGGAUUAGCAAAGAGGAAAAAAGGGCGCGCGUCUUGGAGGCCGAGAUGAAGCUCAAGGAACGAUUGGCACGUCAACAGAUGGAGGCAGAAAAUCGAAAUGCUUCUCUCGCACAACCUACAGAUAGCAACUCAGCCGCAGGCCCAAUUGGAAGUAGGAUGCCUCAGCAAUCAGUCUCACAGCGGGAUGUCAGCCAAGGAGAGCAGGAGAAUCGGGCCCGAAACACCAAACCAAGCAUUGGGCAGAACGCUGUUCACCAGGGGUAUGAAGCGACGAUUGCCCGUGACCAGGGAGCUCCAAGACAGGCAAAGUCUAGCGCCCAAAAGCCAGGACCACCCGCCCUAUUGGUCGCUCCUGAGAUGCAAACCUCGAAGAUUAGCAAUUCAAAGCCCUUGGCAGGGCCAAUUUUGAAUCACGGUAGCGUUCCCAGGCGAUCUGUGUCGGUGACAAACAGACCCGGAGGUCAUACCAUGAACACUACGAAAGAUCCUAACACGUCUCGAGAUGGGAGAGACGUUCCUGCGGUACUUGGGCCAUCACAGAAACACCAUGCCAUGCCAAGUGUGGCACAGAUGCAGCACUCACAACAAUACGCUGAUGCUCGGGUCCAACAGAGUCGAGCACCCCAGAGGGGCUCUGGGGGAAAUGACCCUUAUGCACAAGGCAUAGCUUCUCAGCAACCAGAACACCUAAUCACAAAUAUUCACAAUGCUGUACUGAACGAUCUUUCCCAAGACGAAUUAGGUUCUCACACAAAGCCCAAGAGAAACACUGUUUCGUUCAAUGUGCCUCCGCCAACGCCUCCUCCACUUUCAGAGUGGAAGAACGCACCGGUUGCUCGACUCGGUGCUUCUGACUUCGACUUUCAACAUCUCGACGUUGACCGAAGCAAAGCCUGGUGGGAAGGUGGUGGCAAUAAUCGCAGGAAGAGCAGAGCUCUCCCCAGCGCUUAUCAGAAGCCUGUUCAAAAGUUGACGGGUAAGUGGUUUUACCCAACACUGGGGGACUCUUUCAUUUGUCCGGCCCCAUAUUCUCCUUUUUUCCCAUCCACUAACCACGGAAUCCACGCAGAGAAUAAGAGCUUCCAGCCACCGAUCUUCCUGAAAUGUGGCCCUCUGCUCCGCUACACAGGACUGAAACGAGUCAGUAUUGACGGACCAAACGGCUCUUUCGACAAGGAGACUUGGAGAGGUAGUAUUAUGAUUGUUACCAAAGAUUCACGAUCUUCCUAUGAGUCACCGCCCACCCUGAGGUUAUUUUCGCAGCCGAUGGAUCUCCUGCCGCCCCCGCCUGUCGAAGUCAGUGGCGCUCAGCUUGCACCAGAGUACGUCGAUCCCACAGCAGGUCUCAUGAAGCUGGGUAGGGACGGCAGGCCGCUUUAUGUCAAGCCAAUUGACCAUACCGAGGAAGGAUUGGACUUGUCAUUCGUGGAGAAUGACGAUGGAGUCUACGAGAUGUCCCCUAGUAACCUGGACUAUAGUAGUGACGGCGUCAAACAAUCGAUCCCCGCCGACAGGCUUCACUCAGUGGACGGAGAAACAGUGGGAGCGUACAAAGAAGUUCCCGGAGCGCGCUUGUAUGCCGACACAGCUCGAGAUGUCACAUUCUGGAGGUUCAACAUCGAAAUCGAACUAGGCGAGACGCAACAACGAAUCGCAUACCGCUUGAACCGCGGACCGGCCCUGGGAUUCUGGGUACCGGCCAGAGGGCAGUCUAUGAACAUUAUGUUCCAUAGCUGCAAUGGCUUCAGCCUAGGAGUCGAUUCCAACAAAUUCUGCGGUCCUGACCCUCUGUGGCGCGACGUAUUGAAUGAGCAUCAGACUCGCCCUUUCCACGUCAUGGUUGGGGGCGGUGACCAGAUCUUUAAUGACAAAGUUAUGGUGGAAUCGCCCCGAUUCCACGAAUGGGUCAAGAUAAAGAACCUGACUGACAAGUACGACACACCAUUUGACCCAGAAUUUCGAGCGGAGAUAGAGAGCUUCUACCUCGAGAACUAUUCGGCUUGGUUCUCACAGGGCCUUUUCUCUCUGGCCAAUUCCCAAAUCCCAAUGGUUAACAUCUGGAACGAUCACGACAUCAUUGAAGGUUUCGGGUCUUAUCCGGACGAGUUCAUGGCUACACCGGUGAUUUCAGGACUGGGUAGAAUAGCGUUCAAGUAUUAUCUGCUGUUCCAGCAUCACAGUGUCACUGAAGAGACAGAGGCAGAUGAGCCUAGCUGGCUGCUUGGCGCGCAGCUCGGGCCCUACAUCAACCAGAGAAGUCGAAACGUGUUCAUGUCAAUGGGCAAGGAAAUAGCAUUUCUGGGGUUGGAUUGCAGGACAGAGCGACUGGCAAUGCUCAAAAACAUUCUGAAUAGUCGCAAGUCGCUGGGGAAGGCCGGAUUUUUUGGAGGAUUCGUGAACAAGAAUGGCAGCAAGGUAGAGAUAUUCGACGAUCACUGGACGGCUAAACACCACAAAGCCGAACGCACUUAUCUGCUCGAGGAUCUUCAAGACCUUGCAGCAGAAAAGUCCGUUCGGGUGACCAUCUUGAGCGGUGAUGUCCAUCUGGCAGCCAUCGGACAAUUCUACUCCAAUCCCAAACUAAACCUGCCCAAAGACAAGGAUUACCGAUACAUGCCGAAUGUCAUAUCUUCUGCGAUUGCAGACAUGCCAGAAACCGAAAUGGUUUCGGACGUGCUGAACAAGCGCAACCACAUUCACCACUUGGACACGAACACAGAUGAAGACAUGAUUCCCAUCUUCACGCACGACGUCAACAGCAAGCCGCGUAACAACAAGCGCUUACUUCCACGCCGAAAUUGGUGCGCAAUUCGAGAGUAUCAACCAGGUUCCACACCUCCAGGUUCGCCCGAAUCCGAAGAGGCCCCUCCACCGGCUGAGGAGCCGCGUCCGGGUAAACUGCAAAGGACUCUGUCCUUAGGGCGAGGUGACAGACCUCAGGGUGGUUUGCUGCGACGGCUCUCGCUGCGUGGACCUCCACCGACAAAAGAAUUUAAUCUUGGAAAUACACCUGGUCGCCGAAUGAGUAUGGACGGACCAUUUCCUCCCGCAGAGGCCGAAGGCAGCUACUUCCCUGCUCCCGAACCAGAAAUUCGCCCGGGCCCCUUCCACCGUCGCCCUACGACGUUGAGCCAAAAGGCAGCCAAGAAAGCUACAAAAAGGGGCGAUGACGGGGUAGGCGCAUAUGUGAACCUGGAAAAGGGCCUAGCUAUCACGCUCAACCUGGAGCUCAACCCACAAGAUCCAUCAGGUAUCACGACGCCGUACAAGCUUCUUGUGCCCAUGCUGCGUUAUGAAGGCACUGAAUACGACCCCCCGGCCAACCCAGUUGCCAAAGGUUGGAAGAAAUGGCUGGCAGUAGGGCGUAAGAAGGAGCGUGGCUUCGCCAAAAUUGUCCCUGGCGAUGUGGAGGAUACUGAUUACGAUGAUGACCCUGACUAUGAAGAAGGCUAUGCAGGAAGUGAUCUCGAUGAGCCUGAUGAGAGGCUGCCGGAGCAAAUGGUACGCAUGGGUCAUGCACCAGGGCCGGGGCCCGUCAAUGAUGGGCCGGAGGAGACUAUCAAGCGGAAGAAGAAGUGGUUUGGACGAUUGGUAUGA